AUGUUCAGCUCCAUCGCGAUCGGGAUGCUUGUCGUCAGCGGUGUUGUAUCGGCGCUCCCUCAGCGCCGGGCGCUACCGUCCGGCACUGUCACUUGCGGAAGCCACAAGUAUAGCGUCAGCCAGGUGUCAUCGGCGGUAUCCCAGGGAUACAAGGACUACAAAGCCGGCACUGAAGUCGGCUCGAACGACUAUCCCCACACUUUCCGCAACGACGAAGGACUGAAGCUUUACUGCUCCGGUUCGUCUUGGGAAGAGUUCCCGAUCUUGACGAGCGGUGUCUACACUGGCGGUUCUCCUGGCGCCGAUCGGGUCAUCUUCGACACCUCUGGCACUUAUUGCGCUGUCGCCACACAUACAGGGGCAUCAUCGACAAACGGAUUUGUUUCUUGCCAGGGAGAUUGA
Punctularia strigosozonata HHB-11173 SS5 is the source of this 402-nucleotide messenger RNA. Its product is annotated as guanyl-specific ribonuclease T1 precursor. Gene Ontology annotation, molecular function: RNA nuclease activity; RNA binding. Lineage: Eukaryota; Fungi; Basidiomycota; Agaricomycetes; Corticiales; Punctulariaceae. The record is from RefSeq and is a predicted model, not a curated record. The transcript is spliced from 4 exons. The coding region runs from base 1 to 402 and encodes 133 amino acids.